This is a messenger RNA of Parascedosporium putredinis, 345 nucleotides long. NCBI's taxonomy places the organism in Eukaryota, Fungi, Ascomycota, Sordariomycetes, Microascales, Microascaceae. The record is from the annotation of a GenBank genome assembly.
AUGCCUCCUCCUCCUCCCCAGCAUCCCGGCGGCCAGGCGCCUUCGGUGACCCAAAAACUUGCCAUGGGCGCCGUGAUGGGCGGGUCUGUUGGUGUCAUCAUCGGCUUCAUUUUUGGAACGACGACUAUCUUCCGAUACGGCCCCGGUCCUAACGGUAUCAUGCGAACGCUUGGGCAAUACAUGGCGGCCUCGGGUGCCACCUUUGGCUUCUUCAUGUCCAUUGGCAGCGUCAUCCGCACCGAUGCGCACCCCGUAGCCCAAGAACUCUACAUGCGCUCCCGAAUGCAACCUCUCAUCAUCGCCAGGCAAGCGUUCCGAAGGCCAGAUGGCACCUCCUCUCAAUGA